UCCGUUGCGAAAUCACCGCGCAUGCUCAGAUCAUUCUACAGCCCUGAGAAGUUGCUGUCAUGGCGGCCGCCACGCGUGUGCUCCAGGAAGGCAUCAGCCCGUCUAUAGUGGUGAUUUUAGGAGCUACGGGAACGGGCAAAUCCAAACUGGCUAUCGAGAUCGGGAAAAGGCUUAAUGGGGAAAUUAUAAGUGCCGAUUCCAUGCAGGUUUAUAAAGGGCUGGACAUCAUCACCAAUAAGGUUACAGAGGAGGAGCAAGCCCAGUGUCGCCAUCACAUGAUCAGCUUUGUGGAUCCAUUGGUUAGUGGAUACACUGUGGUGGACUUCAGGAACAAGGCUCUGUCUUUCAUAGAGGAUAUGCAUUGUCGGAAAAAGCUGCCCAUCAUUGUUGGAGGCACAAACUACUACAUUGAGUCCAUUUUAUGGAAAGUGCUCAUCGACACUGGGCAAGGGAGUGACAUGGAGUCAGAAAAGGGCGUGGCUUCUGAAUCAAAGGCAGAGCUUGAGAAACUGGGUGGUCCUGAGCUUCACAGGCUGUUGAAGGAGGUGGAUCCUGACAUGGCAGCCAUAUUGCACCCUCAUGAUGGACGCAAGAUUGCAAGGAGUCUGCAGGUGUUUAUGGACACUGGAGUUCCACACAGUCGGCUUUUGGAGGAGCAGCGAGGACAGGAUGGAGGAGAUUGUCUUGGGGGUCCCUUGCGGUUCCAGAACCCUUGCAUCUUCUGGCUCCACUGCAAAACGAAUGCUCUAGAUGAGAGGUUGGACAAGCGUGUGGAUCAGAUGUUGUCGCUUGGGCUGAUUAAUGAGCUCAAAGAUUUUCACCAACGCUUUAAUGAGAAGAAGAUCAAAGAGAACAGUCAGGACUAUCAGCAUGGCAUAUUCCAGUCUAUUGGCUUUAAAGAGUUUCACGAGUACCUGACAGCAAGUGAGAACGUCAGUCAGGAAGAACGUGAUAAACUGAAGAUUAAAGGGAUCGAGUCUCUCAAGCAGGUGACCCGCCGCUACGCCCGAAAACAGAACAAAUGGGUCCGCAACCGAUUCCUCAAGAGACCUGCUAGCAAUGUGCCACCAGUUUACGGUUUGGAUGUGACAGACGUGACCAAUUGGGAGACUACUGUACUUACUCCUGCUUUAGAGAUCCUGGACUGCCUCCAAAAGGGAGAGCAGCCGUCUGCACAGCCAAUCAGAGCAGAGGGGGUGGAGUCUUGCAACAAGAGGAGUCACCACAUGUGUGACCUGUGCGAUAAGGUGAUCAUUGGUGACUUGGAAUGGAUGGCACACCAGAAGUCCAAAAACCAUCUUUAUCAGGUCCGCAAGAGGAGAAAAGCCGAGCAAGCCUCCAAACAGGACCCAAACCCUACCGAACAUCAAAAUUUGGUGUGGGUGUGGACAGGGCAGGUGGAGGUGACGACGGUUGGGGAAUAUAACCACACUUCAUUACAGCCCAGUGCCAAGAUUUCCCUCGAACAAUAGAAAAAGGAUACGCACAACAACUACAUUGUUACCUAGACUGGGAGUUAUGGGAGUGUACUGAUAAAGCAGGCUAAUCAAACGGAGUUAAAUGAGACAGACGCACACUUCCAUCAACCCCUAAGGGCCCCUGUUGUAAAACACAGCCGGUAACUGUCACAGGGUCCAUGCCCUCCAGAUAGAAAAUCUCACACUUUACUUCCCUCUAUUCCUUGUUUUUCCCUUGAUGUCAGGGGUGGAACGACCUGGUUCAUGUUGGGCCGGUUUGUUCACCUGCCAACGGACUAGCUAAUCCUGAAUCUACCUGGAAAACACUCAAAAAUACAUAGCUCCCAGUCCAACAGGCGUCAUCUUCAGGAAGGAUGAUACAGCUUUCUCAGAGUCUCGAUGUACAGAUGUGAGAUGAUGGACUGCCUGCAUCUGUACUGGGUCAGCACUGGACGUGUGUAGACAUGUCAGCUCGGUUUAUGACAGGAUAAUCAGUCACUGAUAAAAUAUUUAUUUUCAGAUGGAUGAGAGUCUUGAAUGUACAAAGGGCUGCAAUAAACAUUUAAUCCACCUAUGAAUAAUGCAGUGCCGAUGACUAGUGAGCUUUAGUUUGUUCGAUUGUAAUUACAUUAAGGGUGCGUUCAAGAACCAAGUGGUUAAAUCAUUAGACAUAAUCAUUAUUAGUGUCAUUACUUAAUUAGGUUAAUGUGUCACAACAACACAAAUAUGAACACAACUUGUUACCUGGUGCGUUUUUGGUAUAAAAACAUUGUGCAGUUCUUUUCUUCUAUAUAUUUUUUUCUGAAUUUUUACAAAGGCCUGUGUAUGAAUCAUGUGUGUCCACUUUGUCGUAGCUCUUUUCACAGCUUUCCAAUAAUAACUGCGCACGUCAUCUCUCAUCUCCUGUUGUUCUUUUGUCCCUGAUUACUAAAGCUUUCUCUGCACUAAUAUCAGCCAGACCUUCCUCAGACUCACUGGGGCUUCUGUAAAGACGUGGUAACAUUUAUGUACACAUGAAAUAUGUGGGUGUAAAUGUUUUAAUAAGAGCUUAAAUGAAGCUAUAAAAAUGUUAGGGCCCCUUGAUACUGUAGGGCUGUGAAUAUAGACAAGACGGCUCAAUUUUAGUACGUUGCUGCCCCCUUGUGGUUGGAUGUAAAACUUAAAUACACUGUUGCUGAGAUUUAGUGCUGCAUUAAAAAGUCAUGUUUUUGGAAAUAGCGUAACAGGUUAAAUUCUUGCUACUGCCAAAAUACCGACAUACUAGUGUUAGUCCAAGAGGAGAACAAUACCUUUACAUUAAGCUCUUUUUGUCUACUGAAAACCAGGUGUAGAGAAAACACUUGCACAUUGCAGUUUUCCCUCAGCAAACUCCUAAUUUGCUGCUCAUACUAUAGUAAGGUAGUUGUUGUAGUGGUUAUGUGUAGGUAGGGGUAGCGAUAAGGCAUCUAAAAUAUAGUC
Sinocyclocheilus anshuiensis is the source of this 2915-nucleotide messenger RNA. Its product is annotated as tRNA dimethylallyltransferase, mitochondrial-like. The transcript is spliced from 12 exons. Gene Ontology annotation, biological process: tRNA modification. The record is from RefSeq and is a predicted model, not a curated record. Gene Ontology annotation, cellular component: mitochondrion. Bases 60 to 1472 code for a protein of 470 amino acids. Gene Ontology annotation, molecular function: ATP binding; tRNA dimethylallyltransferase activity. Lineage: Eukaryota; Metazoa; Chordata; Actinopteri; Cypriniformes; Cyprinidae.